ACAUUUUGACAACCGAUGUAUUUUCGUGAGCAAAGAAAAACAUAAACCAAACUUUGCAAAUUUAAGGUGUUUAUUUGGAAACAAAUUUGUUCGUGAAAUGUAACUCACAAUAUUCAAUUUAUAAGCGGGGAAAUAUUUUGUUACAACAAAAUGUCAGCGAAGAUAUUCAACCAAAUCUGUCGGAUUUGCACGGAUGCGUCUGGCGACGAAAUGCAUCCGCUGUACGAAUCGUUCGGCGACGGGAAAACGCCAGCGCACUUUAUUGAAGAAUGCUUCGGAAUCACGAUCAACAUACUCGACGGCAUGCCGUCAAAUUACUGCAGCAGUUGCAAGGGAGACUUGCAGGCGGCACUCCGGUUCCACGGCCGCCUGGUAGAUUCCGAAGUCAAACUCAAGGAUAUGUUUGCCGUGCCCAAGAUUGAAGUCACCGAACCUGUCGACGGAAGUAUCUCGUCGGUUUUCAUCUCGGAGGUCUACAUCAAGUCGGAAGCGGAAGAGCUCGAACCGGGAGAAGUUUCCAAUUACGGUGGAAAUUCAAGCGAAGAAGAGUUUCAGCCUAGGCCGAAACGAAAGACCAGACUAAGCAAAAGAAAGGCAGCUAAAACGGAACAACCGCCGAUGGUUUCCGUGAAGGCGGAAAUACAUGAUGAUUCUGUGGACCGGAAAGCUGCAGAAGACGUUGCAGAUGUUAAGCCGGACACUUCGAAGCCACCGAAGAAGCGCUGGACUAUGGAGUCAGACGUUGAUUCGAGCGACGAUAGCUUGUCUGAUUACGCCGACAGUGCACGCAGCUCGGACAGCGACGAUGACGAUGAAAAUGGUCACUCGUCCAAGAAGAAACGAUUGUAUUACGGCGUCAAAGCGGAUUCACAGCCGAAGAGAUGCUGUGAAUGCAAGGACCUCUUGCUGGACAGCUACGAGAAGGUUCAAGAACACUCGGACAAGUAUCACCUGCGGUAUCGCGUGACGAAUCCAAGGGAAAUCGACGACAAUCCCUUCGAGUGUCCGCACUGCUACAGGCGAUUUGAGUGCAAGAAGGAGUUUCUUCGUCACCAGCGCAAAAUGUACGUAGAAAUGUUACAUCCGUGCCCAAAGUGUAACGAAGAGUUUGCGAACCAUUACGUGAUGCAGAAACAUUUGAAAACGUACCACAAGAAAAAGCUGAUCAUCGAGCGGAUGGAGGAAUUGCGCCAGGAAUCUCACAUUUGCUGCGCUUGCAAGCAAAAGUUUGAAAGCAAGGAAGCACUGAAAGCCCACGCUGACGAUGUUCAUCUGAAGGAAAGCCAAGCGUACGACGGGGACUUGGAGAUUGAGUGUGAUGUUUGCUAUCGACGCUUUAAGACUCGCCAAUCCAUGAAGGUGCAUCAAUAUCGUAUGUUCAGAGGAAAGAAGUUUAUUUGCAGUUUGUGUGGAAAGGCGUUCAAGGAGAAAAGUUUCCUGCGGGACCACGAGAACUCUCACCGGCGGGAGAAACCCUACGAGUGCCCCAAGUGUGAUGCUCGAUUCUCCAUCAAGGGUUCGUUUGAUGCCCACGUCCGGCUGCACGACGCAAAGGAGGAGUUCAAGUGCGAAUAUUGUGGUCGCGGAUUCCGCACCAAGAGCCUGCUCAAGGGACAUCUCACCGUUCAUUCCGAGGAUCGCCCAUUCAAGUGUCAUCUGUGUCCGAUCACAUUCACGCAGCAGCGACUGCUCGAUUCGCACAUUGAGUUUCAUCUGGGCAAUAAGCCGUUCAAAUGCCAGCAGUGUCCGGCCUCGUAUCGAUACCAGCGGGACUUGCGCGGACACAUUCGCGAAAAGCACGAAGGUAUUCUAAGUUUCCAGUGUACGCAAUGCCCGAAGGCGUUCAACCGGAAGAAGCCGCUGUUGGUUCAUUUGAAGACCCACGAAGCCAUGUUAUACAAUCCAAACGUCAAACCCGUUGUCACCUGUCACACACAGUUCGCAAUCUUCCUUCUUAUUUACAUUCUAAUUGGUGAGCUUCGUCCGAAUCUUACAAUCCCAAAACGCGAUACACUGCCACGACGUACGAUGACCGCCCACCCGGGAACCCUAUCCAUGGACACAUUCCACAGCUCCUGUCGGAUCUGCUCGUCGGUGGUAGCGAGCGCUGUUCCGCUGAACAACUUCCCGGACAGCAGUACCAGUAGCUUGGCCGAUAUGCUGCGGUACUGUGUGAAUCUAGAGAUCAAUGAAUACGAUGGUCUUCCGUACCAAUGCUGUGAGCAAUGCAAAGCGGACCUGGUUGUUGCGUACAAACUGGUCAUCCGGUGCCAUCAGUCCGAUGCCAAGUUCCGGGGGUUGCUUAUGGAUAGCAAAACCGAUGCUAGGGAUUCGUUGAUGGAAAGUGAUGAGUUUCCUCAGUUGGUAGACAGCUUGAUAAAAACUGAAGUCUCCGAAGACGUGCUGAACGAUGAGUGCGUUUACGCAGAACCACUGCAGCCGGAGGUGGAUGUAAAGCCGAUUGUGAAGAAAGAGAAACGCCGUGAAGUCUCGGAAGAUAGUGAUUCCGAAGACGACGAUGAAGACUAUGCUGAUCCGGAUUUUAAGCAGGAAAGUGAGGAUGAAGAAGAGGAAACCAGCAAAAAGCCAGUAACGAAGAGAGGCCGGAGACCAGCGAAUAAGGAAAUCAAACGAUGCUGCAGAUGUAAAGAGAAGCUGUCUACAAUGGAGGAGGUGCUCCAACAUUCGCAAACGGUUCAUGCCAACACCAAGGUUACGGACCGAGCAAGAAUGGAGGCGCGUCCGUAUGAGUGUGACGUGUGUUUCAAACGGUACACCACCAAGAAAGCUCUAGCUCUGCACAAGGAGCAACUUUACGUUGAAAACGAAUUCAAAUGUGAUAAGUGUGAGGAAGACUUUAAGAGCAAAAGUCUUCUCGAUCAGCACAUCGAGUCACACGCAAGGGAAAUGAUUCAACCGUAUUGCAAUCGCAAGGGACAACUACCGCGAUGCUGCGCGUGCUACGAACAGUUUGAAAAUGACGAACUACUUAAGGCACACGCCGCAGAAAUCCACCAGCCGGAAAGUCUCACCGCAGACGAUAAAGACAAUCAGUAUUCUUGCGACGUGUGCUUUCGACGGUACAAAAGCUUGCGAAUCCUUCGGGAUCAUCAACUCAAAGCGUACCGCGUGCAAUCGUAUCAAUGCGCGACCUGUGGCCGUAUCUUUCGGGACAAAACGGCAAUGGCCGAUCACGAACGCUCGCACGAAGAAGGGAAAUCCUUCGUUUGUCCAAUUUGUGCGAAAACUUUUGUCAUGAAGGACUCAUUCCGGAAGCACGUACGAGCUCACUCCAUAGCAGCGGAUCGAUACAAGUGCGAGGUGUGUGGAAGAGGAUUCAAAACGAAUUCCAACCUGAAGAACCACCUGAUUACCCACAAUCCGAACCACCGGCCGCUCCAGUGUACGCUGUGUCCAUCAUCGUUCGCCUGGAAAACCUGUUUGCAGGCUCAUAUGAAACUGCACACGGGAGAAAAACCAUUCAAGUGUGAUCAGUGCGACGCUAGUUAUGCAUUCUCGACGGAUCUGAAGCGACACAUCAUGGCCCACCAAGGCAUAAAGCCGUUUGUUUGUACUAUCUGUGGGCGCGGAUACCCACGUAAGGAUUACCUGCGAAAACACAUGGCCAAUCACUUGACGCAGGCGUGAUUAGUUUGUACUGAUAAAGUUGAUAAAUCUUCUUUGUAAGCCCGUACUUUUGUUAAGAUUUAAUAAAUAAAGUGGUGAAAGAGCAAUACAA
Messenger RNA from Culex quinquefasciatus (southern house mosquito), 3739 nucleotides. RefSeq names its product zinc finger protein 62. Gene Ontology annotation, cellular component: nucleus. Gene Ontology annotation, biological process: regulation of DNA-templated transcription. The transcript is spliced from 6 exons. The record is from RefSeq and is a predicted model, not a curated record. Bases 151 to 3648 code for a protein of 1165 amino acids. Lineage: Eukaryota; Metazoa; Arthropoda; Insecta; Diptera; Culicidae. Gene Ontology annotation, molecular function: zinc ion binding; DNA-binding transcription factor activity, RNA polymerase II-specific; RNA polymerase II cis-regulatory region sequence-specific DNA binding.